UGGGAAAUUACCGCCACUCUCCACAUUCAAAUUUAAAACCACUCCCUUCCUUUCGUCUACCUUUUGGGAAUUCAAAUCAAUCUCUCAAAACACACAAUCAUUUUGCUUUCAGACACCUCUGAGAACGUUGCAAGAAAACACUUUCGAAGAACACAAAAUUCAGAAAAAUGAGAAGAAAUCGAUCAGAAAUGGAAGCAAAACAACAACAUCAACAAUGUCCUUCACCGUUGCCAAACCCUUCAUCGUCACUCCUCAAAGACAUCUCGAAUUUCAAAACCCCCAAACGCUCCUCUCAAAACCCUAAUUUCCACUCUCCAUGCCCCCAAUUCUUCACCGCUUCAAAGGAAACCCCAGCCCCAGCCCCACCUUCCUCCUUCCGACGCCGCCGCCCCUCCCUCGCUCCGUCGUCGUCCGUGGCACGGUCCAAGGUGGCUCGAAGACUCAAAGCGUUCGAGCUCGAACAGUCCAAGUCUGCGAGAAAGGCGCAAAUUGACAAAGAAAAGUCGCUCAGAUCGCUAUCCAGGUCCCUCACUGUUUGGCUCAAUUUCUUGUUUCAAAACCCUAGGUCUUGCGGUUGUGAUUUUUCGAAAUUCACUGAAGACCGGUUUAAAGAGUUGGGGAGUAGUGUUUCUGCAAAUGGGAAGAGGGACAGCUGGUCUGGCGGUGGGGUUGGGGUUGAUUGGGUCUGGCGGAGUCCGAAGCGUAGGAGGGAUUUAUGGUGGCGGAGUGUGGAGGAUGAGGAUGCAUCGGCCUUUCCCAAUUCGAUGUUUUCUGCUUUGCAGUACUCAUUGCGGGAAGUUUGUAGUUUUGAUGAUUUGAAGCAGCGAAUGAGUGUUUAUUUGAGCUUGGGUACUUGCAAGGAAAUAUUCAAAGUGAUGACUCAAGUAACAAAGAAUAUCGAUGAAGGGCGAGUAAAAAUGAAGGCACAUUGUCCCAUAGUAACUGAUGUUGGAAUGAAGGAGAUGGCCAUGAGAAUCCUGAUGUGUUAUAACCCUGUUUGGCUAAGGAUAGGAUUACACAUUAUUUUAGGUGGUGACUCCUUGUUGCCUGAUGGAGAUGUCAAUUCCGAACAAGAAAUUGCAUUCUUGAGAGUGGUUAUUGAGAAACAGUUUUUCUCGCACUCUGCUCUAGCUAAAGCUUAUGCUUACAACAAGUUGGUAGAGGGAUUAUAUAGACCGGGUUACUUUGAGGAACUAGGGAAUAUUAUAUUGAAGAGAUUUUUGUUGCUUGUUCUUAUACUUGAUAGAGCUAAAUCUCAGAACAGUCUUCCUAUUAAGUAUGGUAUUGAUGGACUAGAUGGUGGUUCUCCCCUACUGUUCACUUUGCAAUCUAAUUUUAAAUCAACCCGUCAAGUGGUUCAGGAAUUCUUAUCAUCGGAUGUGAUGCAUGGCGAGGGUAAUCUUCUUGCACAUCUAGUGAUUGUAGGGUACAAAGUAUCUUACCAACAGAAUCCUCUCAUUGAGUAUGACUUCAGGGUGACAGAUUUAUUUGAAGAUCUCAGAGAUGGGGUGCGGCUCUGUAGAGCCAUCCAGCUCUUGCAAAAUGAUUCCUCUAUCCUCAUGAAAAUGAUAGUUCCAUCGGAUACUCGUAAGAAGAAUUUGGUUAAUUGUGGGAUUGCUCUGCAACAUCUAAAGCUGGCUGAUGUGCCACUGUAUGAUGAAGAUGGAUUGGUAAUUGUAGGAGAAGAUGUUGUCAAUGGAGAUAAGGAACUUACGCUUUCCUUGCUCUGGAAAAUGUUUGUUCACUUGCAGUUGCCACUUCUAAUAAACAAAACACUUCUAGUGGAGGAAAUUUCCAAAAUCCGUGGAGUUCCUGUGGAAUGUUCACACACCACCACUCUUUUGGACAUGCUUUUGAAUUGGAUCCAGGCAAUUUGUGGAAGUUAUGAUUUCAAAGUUGACAAUUUUGCUUCAUUGGUUGAUGGAAAAGCCAUGUGGUGCUUGCUUGAUUAUUACUUUCGCAAGGAACUUUCUUGCUCUUGCUCUUUUAAGGAUCUUGAUGAACGCAACGGAACAGCGUCAAUUAUGUCAGCUUCUGAUUACACAGAUGCGGUGCACAACUUUAUAUUAUCACAGAAAUUGACGACGCUAUUGGGAAAUUUUCCGGAGGUUCUGCAAGUGGGUGACAUUCUUGAACAUAAUGGUGCAUGUAAUGAAAGGAGUGUGAUUAUUUUGUUGGUCUUCCUAUCAUUUCAAUUAAUUGUCAAAAGAAAUACGGACAAGCUGAAUUUUCAUAAACUCUUGGGUUUUACCUGCCAAAGCCCAGAGAGGAGACGCCUAAGUAUGGAACAGUUUUUUCUUCAUUCAGAAGCAGUGUUAAAUCGAGAAGAAACACAUAGGACCAGCAUUGAAGAUGCUGCGAGAAAUUUUAGGGUUGUCAUGGCAUGGUGGCAAGACAUGGCCCAGCGAAACGGCAAACAUGAAUUCAAACCAGCUACUCCUACUUUGCACUGCUUCUCAAUUAGCAGACAAAGCACUAUCAUUCAAAGAGGGAACUAUUAUGAUCUUUCACUAGAGAAUGCUGCAAAAAUUAUGCAGUCUCAUUUUAGACGAAUAAUUGAACGUCGCAGCUAUUUGCGGAUAAAGAAUGCAGUUUCCUUCUUGCAAUCUGUUAUUCGGGCUUGGUUGACAGCGAAGAAGAAAUCAGCCAUUAAUGGAUUCAGCACCAGCAAAGUUCAAGUCUCAUCAUUUGAGAGGUUGAAGCAGUCUGAAAAUUUUGGCAGACUUAUGACCUUCAUGGUAGACAGGCAUGAUUUUGUGAAGUUGAGACAGUCUGUGGUAAUCAUUCAGCGUGCCACAAGGGCUUGGAUUUCUCGAAGGCACCACCAUGGAAGUAUGUUAACUUGUAAUAUAUUCACUCCUGAUCUCAUCAAUGCUGUUAUUGUUGUUCAGAAAUGCAUUCGUGGAUGGAGGACAAGGUCUAUAUACAGUCACAGUGUUGCUCAAGUAGAGAAAGCUUCACUUGCAUGCAAAGAAGCUGAAGUGAAUUAUCUGCAAAUAAAAGCAGCAUCCAAAAUUCAGCUUGCUUGGAAAAAAUUUGUUGUUUGCAAGUCCCUCCGUUAUCAGCACUUAGCUGCAACUAAGAUCCAGUGUCACUGUCGAGGUUGGCUGUUGAGGAAGAGUUUUGUGAAGCAAAAGCAAGCAAUCAUAAAAAUUCAAAGUGUUCUGAGAUGUCUAAGAUGUUGGAGGGAUUUUCAUCAAUACAAAAUUGCAGCUAAGUCAGUUAUUGUUAUUCAAUCUCAUGUACGUGGAUGGAUUGCUCAGAGUGGAGCUUAUAGACGUAGACGUCUCAUCGUUGUCAUUCAAUGUCAUUGCCGUGGCUGGCUAGCAAGGAGGGAGCUUUUAUUCCAAAAGGAGGCUGUAAUAAGGAUCCAAAGUGCUUUUCGAUGCACAAAAUACCGGGAACUGUUCCAUAGUUACAGAACUGCUGCUAUUGAAAUCCAACGGUUUGUCAGGGGGCAUAUGUUUCGAAGAAGUCUUUUAGGGUUUUCUUGCCUUCACAAAACUGUUCCUAUAGGUUGCAGCUUCAAUCCUGCAAGUGGUUGUUUCCAUAGUAUUGAAUUGAAGAUGUUUUUACAAUCAGUCUUGAAAUUGCAAAGGUGGUGGAGGGGUGUUUUAUUGUUUAAAUCAAGAUUAAACUCAGCAAUAAUUAUUCAGUCUCAUAUUCGAGAAUGGAUAGCAAGACGAAGUGCUACUAGAGCGAGGCGUCGUAUUAUUGCAAUCCAAAGUCAUUGCCGUGGCUGGCUAGCAAGGAGGGAACUUUUGUUCCAAAAGGAAGCUGUAAUAAGGAUCCAAAGUGCUUUUCGAUGCACAAAACACCAGAAACUGUUCCAUAGUUACAGACAUGCUGCUAUAGAAAUCCAACGGUUUGUCAGGGGCCAUAUGUUUCGAAGAAGUCUUUUAGGGUCGUCUUGCCUUCACAAAACUGUGCUUAUAGGUUGCACCUUCAUUCCUGCAAGUGGCUGUAUCCAAAGUCUUGAAUUGACGAUGUUUUUACAAUCAGUAUUGAAAUUACAAAGGUGGUGGAGGAGUGUUAUACUGCUUAAAUCAAGAAUAAAUUCAGUAAUAAUUAUUCAGUCUCAUAUUCGAGGAUGGAUCGCCAGACGAAGUGCUACUAGAGCUAGGAAUCGUAUCAUUGUGAUCCAAUCAUACUGGAAAGGUUUCCUUGCACGGAAGGAUUUAAGAGGACAGCUACUGGAUUUACGUUUGAGAGUGCAAAAGACUGCUGCAAACGUGGAUGAUGGCAUGCGAAUAAUAAACCGACUUGUUGCUGCACUUUCAGAACUAUUGAGUAUGAAAAGUGUCAGUGGCAUUCUUCAUAUUUGUGCAACCUUGGAUAUGGCUACAGAACAUUCACAGAUAUGUUGCGAGGAACUUGUGGCUGUGGGCGCUGUUGACACUCUGCUGAAGUUGAUCCGCUCGGUUAGCCGAAGCAUACCUGAUCAGGAAGUUCUAAAACAUGCACUCUCUACUCUCAGAAACCUUGCCCGCUAUCCACAUUUGACUGAAGUACUGAUUGAUCGCCGUGGAUCUUUGGAAACAAUUUUUUGGGAGUUCCUAAGAAACAAGGAGGGCUAUUUUAUUGCCUCUGAGCUUUUGAAGAAGAUAUGCUCGAAUCAGAAAGGUGUUGAAGCUGUACGCAACUUACCUGCUCUCUUAAAGAGGUUGCACAACCUUGUUGAGGAUCUCACUAGGAAGGCAGGCAUUAAGAGGAAUGCCCGUGCCGUGGUUGCAAGAGAGCACACUGAGAGAAGAUUAAGAGAAGCCACUGAGCUCUUGAAAUUGAUUACAACUGGUUAAACAAAGUUCAACUAUAUAAUUGGCUUGCAAUGUGUAUCUUUGUUUUUUUUUGUUUUUGUGUGAAAGUUGAAUACCAUUUUUUCCAUUUGAAAUCAGUUCUGUAUAUGUUUUUGUAGUACCAUGGAAAUUACAUCGUAUUGUAAUGUGAAAAUGUGUUGUUUUCUCA
Messenger RNA from Cornus florida, 4965 nucleotides. RefSeq lists its product as uncharacterized. Gene Ontology annotation, biological process: establishment of meiotic spindle localization; spindle organization; mitotic cell cycle. The transcript has 22 exons. The coding region runs from base 168 to 4799 and encodes 1543 amino acids. Gene Ontology annotation, molecular function: protein binding. Gene Ontology annotation, cellular component: spindle pole. NCBI's taxonomy places the organism in Eukaryota, Viridiplantae, Streptophyta, Magnoliopsida, Cornales, Cornaceae. The record is from RefSeq and is a predicted model, not a curated record.